AUGGAAACUUCGUAUCUGCUGAUAGAGGAGAAGAAAGUCUAGAGAAAGAUGCACGAAGAGGAUGACAGCGCUCCCAAUCCCAACAGGAAUUCUCGGAUCCUGGCGACCAAGUCUCUAGAUGUGCCCGACAGUGAUGGCACGAAGGAGGAGGCUCCCAAAUUAUGUGGCUACUUGAAUAAACUGCACGGGAAAGGGCCCCUGAGAGGGUUUAAAACGCGCUGGUUUGUGUACGACCCGAGGAAAUGUUACUUGUAUUUUUUUAAGACUCCCCAAGACGCCCUGCCGCUGGGACACAUUGAGAUAGCGGACGCAUGCUUCAGCUAUGAUGUGGAGGCAGAAGAGGGAGUCUUUGAGAUCCACACCGACGGCAAAGAGUUCCUGCUCAAGGCGCCCAACAGGCAGGUGAUGCAUUACUGGUUGCAGCAGUUGCAGCAGAAACGCUGGGAGUUCUGUAACAUGCCUGGCCAUCGAGACAGCCGCUGCUCUCCCACCCUGUUUUAUCCACAUAUGGGUCUGGUGGCCAGAGAUGCAGAAGCAACACUCUUUGAGAAGCCCAAUGAGAGCAUGGAAAGUGUUCGGAGUGACUUUGCUGUUGAGAUGGACUGUGAUGGACUGGUCGGGGUUCAGUCUGGACGUAGCCCUGUUGUUCAGCCCACUGCAGCGCUCAAUUCCCUCAGACACUGGGGCUCUGAGAUCAGAAAUAGUAUGUCCCACUUGCGGCCUGGCCGAUUAGGAGAGAACCGACGCAGUGUGUUUUACACACCCAGCAAUGAGGACUGGGAGAUGGUGGACCCUCUAAAUAGAGACACUCCAGAGCACAAACCCCCACCUGAAGGCCAGCGCAGAGAGAGCCCAUCACACUCUCAGAGAUACUCCAUUGGCUCAGCAUUUACAUUUGAUAUCCGCCCCUCACGAAUGAAGCGGCCCUUUCACAUGGGCUCUGGGAAAGCCGCCCGCAGCACAGAGAGCUUGUCUGUGGAAUGUAACGGAACCAAGACCUCCGAACUGCAGAUGCGCAUUCAGAGCCAACAGGAGAUGAUCAACCACUUGCAGGAGCAAGAGAACCAGCUUCGGGAGGACCUUGCCAGUCAGAAGGAGUUGGUUCGUCUCCUCCAGCAAACACUACGUAGCUCCCAAUGCGACUGGCGAUCCGCAGGACCUCGGAGUAGCGUGGGGCCCCACAACCAAAACCAGGAUGAGACUGAAGCAGGCAAAGCCCUGGCAGAACGAGACAACCAAAUCAAGGAACUUUGUGGCCACAUGGAGAGGCUAGCCUUGGAGAAAGAGAGUCUUCAGAAGGAGUUAAAGGCUUUGAAGAUCAAAGUUGGUGAGAUAAACGACCAGCUGGGAAUGCUCAUGGAGACCAUUCAGGCCAAGGAUGAAGUCAUCAUAAAACUCUCCCAGGAAACCAAUGAAGGAGGAACACAAUCAGCUGAAUGCAGCUCACCUACUGCCAACAGGGAGCAACAAGAGCUGGACACCCUGAAGGACAGUCUUCAGGGCUACAAAUCCCAAAAUAACUUCCUGAACAAAGAAAUCCUGGAGCUGACUGUCUUGCGAAGAAAUGCUGAAGCAAGAGAGAAGGCACUUGAGGCAAAGUACACCAGUUUGGAGGCCAAGCUUUGUCAGGUGGAGAGUAAGUACCUGGUUCUUCUUCAGGAGGUAAAGACUCCCGUGUGCUCCUUCUCGGAGCAAACCCAUAGCGGAGAGUUCAUCACUCGUCUGUUAGAAGAUGCACUAGAGGUGGAGAGCACAGACCAGCAGGAGCAUCCAAUACUCAAACCAAACGCUGUCAGCGAGUAUGACGUGCAUGGCUUCAAGACCGUGCCAGAAGAGGAGGAUGAGGAGGAAAAACUUGAAGCCAAAAAGAGAGCGCUGGACCUGAAGUCCCUUUCCCUAAAAGACCAGGAGACAUCAGUCAGAGUAAAAUGGGACAACUACCUGGCCAUCACCAUGAACAGAGAUAUGGUUCGAUCUCCAGAGCUGAAGGUGCUGAUGCGAAGUGGGGUGCCCCAUAACCACCGCUCCAAAGUGUGGAGUUGGUGUGUGAACUUCCACGUGAAAAAGAUCCGUGACAGUCAGCCGAAAGACUAUUACCAGAACCUUCUGUGCAUGGCAAGUGAUAAACCCAACCCAGCCUGCAAACAGAUUGAGCUAGAUCUCUUGCGGACACUUCCCAACAACAAGCACUAUGCCUCUCCUGACUCUGAAGGCAUUCAGAAACUCAGGAAUGUGCUGCUGGCUUUCUCCUGGAGGAAUCCAGAUAUCGGCUACUGCCAAGGCCUGAACAGGCUGGCAGCCAUUGCUCUUUUGUAUUUGGAUCAAGAGGACGCUUUCUGGUGUCUCGUUGCCAUUGUGGAGGUUUUCAUGCCACGUGACUAUUACACCAAAACGCUGCUUGGUUCACAGGUAGAUCAGCGUGUGUUUAAGGACCUGAUGAACGAGAAGUUGCCAAGGCUUCACGCUCAUUUUGAGCACUAUAAAGUGGACUUCUCUCUCAUUACCUUCAACUGGUUCCUGGUUGUGUUUGUGGACAGUGUGGUCAGUGACAUUCUCUUCAAGAUCUGGGAUUCUUUUCUCUAUGAGGGUCCCAAGAUAAUGUUCCGAUUUGCUCUUUCGCUCUUCAAGUACAAAGAAGAGGAAUUUCUUAAGCUCCAGGAUCCCAUGUCCAUUUUCAAAUACCUUCGCUACUUCACACGUACAAUCUUGGAUGCAAGAAAGUUGAUGAGCAUCGCCUUUGUGGACAUGAACCCGUUCCCACUGAGACAGAUCCAGAAUCGCCGCACAUUCCACCUUGAGAAGGUCCGCCUGGAGCUCACCGAGCUGGAAGCCAUCCGCCAAACCUUCCUGCGGGAGAGAGACACCACCCUGGAUGGCCGCACGCUCAUUAGUGAUGAUGAGGAGGACAGCUGAAGCACAGCCAGUAAGGGACCAGACCUGCACAGCUGAUUUACCAAUCAGAAAGUGGAUUAAACAUUUCAAAGUUCUUUUGUAUUUCAGGUUUUAUUGAAACCCUACUUCUAGGUAUCAAACUGUGACUUUCAGGGACCAAAGGACAGUAUUCCUGUUGCCUUUCCUUUUUCAUUGUCUUGUAUUCCUUGAAUAAUCCAUCCAUUUGUACAUAUUGAUGUUAACCAAAAUCAGUAUUAAAUGAACUCAAGUGCUUUGCAUUUAGGGAGUAAUGAUUAUGCGGUGUGGAUUGGAAAAAUGAUUCAAAACUUUGGUACACUUACAUUAUGCUGGACAUAGUAUAGGGAUGAACAGUCCUGAACAUUUUUGUUUUCUCUCACACUUCUUAAAACGUACAACUCUUGUUUUUUUUACGUACAAUCAGUAAUUGUCAUAUCCAUAAAUGCGUAUUAAACAUAAUUUUCUUGUUUAAUAGAAUAAUGUGAUAUCAAACUUGUACAUGUUUUGCAUAUUUCAAGUUUACGAGGCCUGCCCUCUUUCUGUACAUUCAGUACUUUUUUCCACAUUUUGAAACACUUAGAUCACUUUAGUAGUCAUUUAGACACAAUUUCUCCUAUCAGGGAAUUUCAAAGUGCAUGAUUGUAAAUAAUGCUUGGGCAAUCCUUGGCAAAACUUAACGAAUGUUGCAGGCUAACACAGACAUGAACAUGUCACAAGACUGAUCUCUCUACCAAUCUGAUUACGUCCUUCCUGUCUGUUCUUUGGACAUGAUUACCACACUGCCAUUUUGCAGAAUGAAACUUCAACAGGUUUCACAAGCAUCAUGUCUUUUGUAUUGCUGUUUUACGAGCACAAUUUUCUGUCUUUAUAGGUGUCUUACCAGGUACCUUUUUAUUGUUUUUAAAUGCAUUUUGUGUAUUACAGGUAUAGUUCCUGUAGUUUUUACUCUCUGCUUCAAACUUGAAUAUUCUACCAACAAACCUGUUUAUGAUUUACUAAAGUACACAAUAUAACACCAUAACACUGAAGCUGCUCAAAAUCAACAUAAAAAUGUGCAUGAAAAUGAGGGUUGUUUUUAUGUUUUAUGUCUUGGAAUUCACCUAAUUCUGAAAAUGGAAUAAGAAUUGAAGGGCCUGUUUGAUGAGGGAUUGUCUAAUUGUGGAUUAAUUGCACAUUUCUCAAUUGUCUCUGUUGUACCAUUGUACUUUUUAUCAUUUCAAAGACCCAUCAAUUCUUGGAAAAGCUGUACUCCCAUUCUUUUUUUCAUUUGUCCUAUCGGAAGCAUCCACGUUUGCUUCACAGUUUCAUUUUUGCAGUUAAUUCUCAUUUAUGCAUUCUCAUUAAUAUACCUUUGCAUGAAUUUCCAUUAUACAUUAUGAGACUUGUUAGACUCAGCUUGACAAUGAGCAUCAAUCUAAAACUAUGGCAGUCUUUGGAUUUUCUGUGUGAGCUGGUUUCUCAAGAUGCUGUUUUCUGUGUAGGAUAUAAAUGUUAUCACCCUCAUUAAACAUUAAGAAUAUGUUUAGUGAAGCUUUGCUUUGAAAUUAAUUUCUAAUUUUUUUUGCAAUAUGUGGUAGUCUCGAACUUGUGGUAGUCUCGAACUUGGACUUGAAUGUUAAUUUCCAUAUUUCCAUUGUUCUGGCCAAAUCAUAAAAUCUUCAUUCAUAGCAUCUCUAUUUUACCCAUCAACGAUGUUUGUGUGAUAGCAAAGAAUUUUCUUAUACCUUCAGUGAGUAAGCUAUGAUUUCAAACCGUCUUUGUUGCUGUUGCUCGAUGCAAUGCUUUGCACAUGUAUUUACAUGCAUCUGUAAAGCAUUUAUGCUGUACACAAAUUAUUUGUUUUUAUGUUGAAUUCUUACAAAGUUACUGAAAUAUAUCUUUCUUUUAUCAUUUUAUAAUCUUCCAGUUCUGUUGUGUUUAAUAAAGCGUGAUUA
Molecule: messenger RNA, 4844 nt
Organism: Xyrauchen texanus (razorback sucker)
Lineage: Eukaryota; Metazoa; Chordata; Actinopteri; Cypriniformes; Catostomidae
Gene: tbc1d2b
Product: TBC1 domain family, member 2B
Exons: 13
Coding region: 49-2913 (954 amino acids)
Source: RefSeq, a predicted model, not a curated record